CGCCAUUGCUAUCCCCAGCCGUUUGAAUGCACGUUCCCCCCGAAAUUGAUAGGCAAAAGGAAUUAUGCCCAUGCGCUCCAAUGAUAAGCUUUGGCCUUGACUAAGGCUCAGUCGUCUUAAGAACUCGAUAACAGCAUGGCCGAGGCUUUUCAGCCCGGAUAAGACCCAUAUCAAAACUGAGACAGCGUCCCUGGGGGCUCUUCUUCUUCAGCGGCGGCGUGCUCUAAUAUAAGCUUUCAUACUGCUAGUAUCUUCUUCCAGUUGCUUGCAUAACCUUCUGGCCCUCGUCGUUCUCCCUGUAUCGAUCCAUGGCUGCAGUAUCGACGGAGAAAGAUGCUGGCAGGGAGCAGCCAUCAUCCAUCAUGUCAGCGGAAAAAGGUCAAGUCCUGCCGGUUGGCUUAGAGGAGGACGCACACACCAUUGAGAUCUUGGGCUACAAGCAGGAGCUCCAUCGCAACCGCUCUAUGCUGACCUUGCUCUUUCAAUCUCUAGCCAUUGCUGCUAUUCCUUAUGGUGAGGGUGGGCCUCUGAUCAGCGCGAUAUAUGGUGGAGGACCCUUGUCCAUCUUUGUGGGCUGGCUUGUGGUCUUGGUUUUGAAUGAAUGCAUUGCCUUAUCUUUGGGAGAACUUGCCAGCAAAUACCCAACCAGUGCUGGACCAUAUUACUGGUCCUUUCAAAUCGCAAAGACGUCCAAAGUUGUUAUGUCUUUCAUAACCGGUUGGGUCUGGCUCGUUGGAAACUGGACUAUAACGCUUUCCGUCAAUUUCGGUUUCGCCUCGCUCAUCUCCGCGACCAUUUCGAUGUACCAUGAGGAUUACGUUGCUAAGGCAUGGCAUCUUCUGCUCAUGUUCUAUGCAGUGACGCUUCUCACCAUGAUCAUUUGCAUGUUCGGUAACAAAUUUUUGCCGCAAGUGGACACGAUUUGUGCUGGCUUCACGGCCCUUUCCAUCUUCGUCAUUCUUAUUGCUCUGUCGGUCAAAGCCGAGGCAGGUCGACAUAGUGCGGGAUAUGCACUAGGGCAUUAUGACCAGUCAUUUUCAGGAUGGGGUGGUUUCACUUUCUUCAUUGGUCUACUUCCUGCAGCCUACACCUUUUCGGCCAUAGGCAUGAUAUCUUCUAUGGCCGAGGAGUGCGAUCAUCCUGCUACGAAGGUUCCGACAGCCAUAAGUCUUUGCGUCCCAGUUGGUGGCUUUUUUGGAAUCUUUUUUAUCCUCCCAAUUUGCUUUACUCUACCACCUCUAGAGGAUAUUAUCGCGGCACCAGCAGGUCAGGCACUCCCGUACAUAUUCCACGUUGUAAUGGGAUCGCCGGGCGGUGGCUUAGGCCUCACGUUUCUUGUCCUGGUCAUUACUCUAUUUUGCUCCAUAAGCAUUACAACGGCGGCUUCUCGUUGCACCUGGGCCUUCGCUCGUGACGAUGCGAUCCCAGGCGCGAAGAUAUUUUCUCAGGUUAACACCACCCUCGGAGUACCUGUCAAUGCGAUCAUUCUCACUACUAUCGUUCAAAUGCUCCUCGGCCUUAUUAACCUUGGCAGCACUUCGGCCUUCACAGCAUUUGUUUCUGUGGGUGUACAGGCAUUAGCUGUGUCUUAUGCGAUUCCCAUUGGCAUUUCACUGUUCACUGGUCGCAAGGACGUUUCGACAGCAAAGUGGAGGAUGCCCAAAAUCGUAGGGCCUAUUGUCAACGUCGUUGCUCUUCUUUGGAUUGCCUUUGAGGUUGUUCUGUUCAGCAUGCCAACUGCUUUACCUGUGACUGAAGUAACAAUGAACUAUGCUUCAGUCGUGCUUGUCGGUUUUAUGGCUAUCGCUGGUGUUUGGUAUUUCGCAUAUGCACGAAAAGUCUACGACGGACCACCUGAGUCCGACGGCCUUGCAGCGUGACCAAGGCGAUUCUGUAUCAUCAAUUUAAUUUUGUCUAUUUUUUGUUUUUUGGAGAAGAUUGAUCUGAUACAUGCUAUGAUCUAUUCUGAAUUGUGUCAAGGCAAACGGCCCGUCGCAAAGCAAAACGCAAUUUCUAAAUAGGAGAUUCAAGGUCGUAGUGAAUCAAUAUUUUCCGGAUCUUUCUUCAGCCUUUAGUCGCAAAUACGCAGGGC
Verruconis gallopava is the source of this 2092-nucleotide messenger RNA. RefSeq lists its product as uncharacterized. Gene Ontology annotation, biological process: transmembrane transport. Gene Ontology annotation, molecular function: transmembrane transporter activity. The transcript has 3 exons. NCBI's taxonomy places the organism in Eukaryota, Fungi, Ascomycota, Dothideomycetes, Venturiales, Sympoventuriaceae. Gene Ontology annotation, cellular component: membrane. The record is from RefSeq and is a predicted model, not a curated record. Bases 309 to 1880 code for a protein of 523 amino acids.